AUCUUUUGCAGACCCCUUUUUAGUAUAGUAGGGCACAAAAAGUGAUAAUUGUUUUACAAGAAUUAUCCCACACUUCUUCCAUCAGGAACAAUACUACAAUAAAAAUGAAGGGUAGGUUGCUUUGUUUGAGGAGUGGGAACUGUCAAGGUUUGCUCCUCUUGGAGAUUUAUAUCUGGAUAGUUUACCAGCUACCUUUUGCAUCGUUACAAAAUGAGUUUCAUUUGGGAAGCAAUCAGCAACAAACUGUCUCCAAUCACUAUCAACUUCAUGAAAUUGCUUGCUGAAAAUGGUCGCUUGCAACAGACUCCAGAUGUAAUUUCUGCUUUUGGAAAGAUCAUGAGUGCAUAUCGUGGAGAAGUGCUCUGCUCAAUCACUACUGCUAACUCCUUGGAUCAGGCCAGCCUUACUGAAUUAAAAACAGCUUUGAGUGGCUUCUUGGCUAAAGGAGAAGUCUUGAAAUUGGAGACCAAGACUGAUCUAUCAAUCCUGGGUGGAAUGAUUGUUGGCAUUGGGGAUAAGUAUGCUGACAUGUCAACAAAAUCCAAGAUUCAGAAACUGACCAAAAUCAUGGGAGAUACCGUGUAACAUCUUCUCCAACUGUUUUUCACAGUGAAACCUGUCAAUCUAUUAUAUGGAAACAAUACAAUAUUUCUCCAAAAAAAAAAAAAAUUCAUGCAGCUGUAAAUUAUCUGAAUGCCAG
Molecule: messenger RNA, 700 nt
Organism: Chrysemys picta bellii (western painted turtle)
Lineage: Eukaryota; Metazoa; Chordata; Testudines; Emydidae
Source: RefSeq, a predicted model, not a curated record